AUGAAAAUUUUGGAGCAAUUGGAGGAUGAAGAUCAAAAAGCUGAUGCCAUGAAAUCUAUAAUUUUCGAGUCUGAUAUGAGGGAAAAGUUUCCAAUCUAUGGUUGUGUGGAGUGUAUUUCUUAUCUUCGCCAACAGUUGCAGCUUGCCUUACAAGAACUUCAGUAUGUAUACACUCAGCUUGAUAUCUAUAGACAACAAAAUUUAGCACUAAUUUCUUCUAGUGAAAAUUCUGUUGGCAAUGGGAUGUUCAUGGUCCCAUUCUUCUCCAGUACUGAAGGUGAGUCCAGUACUGAAGGAAUCACAUAUCCUGAUUUUGAUAUGUCAAAUGAGCUUAGUAGUCAACUAUCUGCUUAA
Lycium barbarum (goji berry) is the source of this 354-nucleotide messenger RNA. RefSeq names its product LOB domain-containing protein 27-like. Bases 1 to 354 code for a protein of 117 amino acids. NCBI's taxonomy places the organism in Eukaryota, Viridiplantae, Streptophyta, Magnoliopsida, Solanales, Solanaceae. The transcript has a single exon. The record is from RefSeq and is a predicted model, not a curated record.